This is a messenger RNA of Egretta garzetta (little egret), 4413 nucleotides long. It is a transcript of the gene ARPC1A, whose product is annotated as actin related protein 2/3 complex subunit 1A. Gene Ontology annotation, biological process: Arp2/3 complex-mediated actin nucleation. Lineage: Eukaryota; Metazoa; Chordata; Aves; Pelecaniformes; Ardeidae. The transcript has 9 exons. Gene Ontology annotation, cellular component: Arp2/3 protein complex; actin cytoskeleton. Gene Ontology annotation, molecular function: actin filament binding. The record is from RefSeq and is a predicted model, not a curated record. The coding region runs from base 2987 to 4099 and encodes 370 amino acids.
UGGCCUCCGCGUUAGCGCUGUGCACCUGUGUUAUCGGCGCGGGGCAGGGCCGCAGCCCGCAAUCCAUCCCAAACCGGUCGGCUUUAUAAUGCUAAUGGUGUCCUGUGUCAGUCGGCUUGCCUGUGAGGAGUCACCCUCUUGGGAAAGCUGCGCGGAGCGCCUUGGAAGGGAAUGACAGUAGUAGGAGGCAGUCCGUAAUUAUAGGCGCUUCUCUUCCAGGUGUUUGAAAGUGAUGUAGGUGCUCUGAAAAUAGGCAAGGAUUCAAAAGAUCCCUUUCUCUCUCACAUAGGCACACGCACACAUGCCAUCUCCACUUGUGAGUCUGCAUCCUUGCUAGCUGCUUGUCCAGGGAUGGACCCACAUCAACAUAUUUCUCACCCCAUUGAGAGAUGGCAACAGCUGAGCCCUGUGCUUCCCAACCUUGCCCUUUUCAUACUGAAAGAACUCCUGCUGCACAAAGGUGCAAGAUUUCCUUUUUUUUUUUUUCUCCCCCUCUUUUUUUUCAAAUUUUAUUGAAACUCCAGGGCGGUUACUUUGCAUUUGAAAAAAAGAUCAGGGAUAGCUGUGUUAAGUGCUUGGCUAACAAAGUUAUCAUAACAGUGCCUUCCCUGUGUGAGAUUCUGAGGUUGGCUGCCAGGAAGGCAUUGAGAGAUUUACUACAUAUGAAUUAUAUCAAGAAUCAUAGAGCCAGUUGCAUUUUCUGUAGUGAAAUGUGAGUUUAAUUUUGUCUGUGUAUUGGUAAGGAAUAAAUGUAACUGGAAGAUUUCAUUAAGAUUUAUCUUCCCAAAGAAAAUAGCACUGCAACUAUCAGAUGACAGAAAUAGCAGUGCUUUUUGAGGUUAUCAUCACUGUUGGUUUUUAUGAGUUUGUUACCAAACCAAAAUGGAAAACAGUCACUUGCUACAAGUUAUGGUGCUCAAGAAACUCUAUCAACAGAAGAGAUGGAUCAUAUUGCUUGUCGAGGCUGUCUUUGGGAACAGCAUAUAGGUUAGUAAAAAUCUCUGAAUUAGAAGUUAGGAUGGGACCAUAUCAUUUAUAUGUAACGCCAAUCAGUGGAGAACAUACCAGGAUUGUACCAGAAAGUGUUUCAAAAUAGCUGUGUUCCUUGGGGAGGGGAGAUUGGAUAUUUUUACAUUUUCUUUCGGAAAGUGUAGAAAAGGCUGAGCAUUCCUUGUUGGUAGAACAGCUCCUCAACUUUUCCUGUAUAUGGAAAUGUAGUGCUACUGAAUGUUGGCAUGUACUAAAGCAAGAUCGUGGAAAAAGCAAUUUGCAGUUGUGUUUUGCUUAUGUUAACACAUGGAAUCACAAAUCAUGGCUGUCCGAGGUCAAAGGUAACUCGGAUUAUGUCAACAUUUUCACGUUAGCAAAAAUUACUUAAUUAUUUUGCUUAAGACUAGGUAUAUUUAAUAGCUUCGUUUGACUGGUAGGGUAUGAUUAUGAGAAGAACCAUAGCAGUCAUGCUCGUUGAAAUUAUAAACUGGACUUAAAGCUCAUAUAGUUAAAAGUUAUAUUUGAAGUACAUUUGAAAUGUAACUGUAAGUUGUAUUUCUUUAAAAUAGCAGCGCUUGAUUUCUUAAAAAAAAAAAAAAAAAAAGAGAGAAAAGAAAAAGUCUCUCCAGUGAUUUGCAUUGGUGAAGUACCCUAUCGUCUCUGCUCCAAGAUUCAGCACUGUCAACAUAUUUGUUAAAUGAGUGGUGUGAUAGUAAUUGCUAAGCUCCGUAAGAGCGUACUCAUCUUUCAUUCACUCCCGAGUUUCUGUUGGACUGCCAUUCAUUUCCUGUUUGCUUCCAAAUUCCUACCUUCUCCUGCAGCCUCCACCCUCUGCUAACAUGGCCAUACUUGGGUAUGUUGUAAUUUCAGGCUAUAAUGGGUGUGGAUGUCUUGGAAUGACAUCACAGAGGUAUUUCUUUUUAGAUGUAUAUGUAGGGGUAAAAAGACUUUGAUUCAUCCGCCAAGGAUAAAUUGCUAUGAAAAUUAGUGGAAUGUAUGGAAGGAAUUGACAAAUCCAAGUGGUAUGUAUCAAACUAUGCAGAUCUUAAUUACUACAGGUGACUGUGAGUUUUUACGAUGUUAUCUUCCAUCCAUUUAUGCUGCCCUUGAUCGAUACAGGACAUACAACACGAUAUGUAUUUUAAAAAACUUUGUAAUUGCUGGUCAGCAUGCUUCCCAUUGCAGAUGUUCAGCACUGUCUCUUGUAGCAGUCAUAAGUUAAAAAGCUAUCUAGCUUUUUUUUUUUAAACAAAUUAAAAUACAUACGAACUAGAAUGAUUCAGCUUGUUCUUUUAGUGUUUGAAUCUCAUGGGGGCAAAAGCCUAACUAUAAAACAGUUUAGUGCUAGAAUUAAUUUGAAAAAAUUAGUAAUUAGUUAAUUACUAAUCGUAAUAAUUUUUCCCUAGGAUACAUGUAAAUGGCUUUAUCAUAUAAUAAAUCCACAGAUUACUGUUACAUAUCAGUGUUCUGGACACACCAAUUUAACCUACUGAUAUAUUAAAAAAAAAAAGAAAAAUAUUUUACUGUAGUGCUGCCUGUGAGCGUUCCUACAUGUCAGGAUUUUGAAUCAGUUCACUGGGAUCGGUCCCUGCAAUUUUUUUUUUUUUUUUUUUUUUUAAGUAUUCUAUUUCCAUGGUAAAACUAUUAGGUUUUUUAGAUUUCCUAAGAACCUGCUCUCUCGUCUGUGAGGAUACGCUAAGAAGCAAGCGUGUAUGGCUUUUAGGGCAGUUGCAAUUAGUUGUAGUAAGCAGGACAGUUAAAAUUCAUCGGCCUACUGAAGAUAUCAGGGCAUAUGGCAAAGGCAGCUCUUUAGCGGUCUUACUGAGUAAGUUGUGAUCUCCUGUAAGUAAAUGGUAAUACUGGACUGAAACAACCUUGGUAAAUGUUGAAGGCUCAUUUUGUUUAGAUAAUUAUCUAAUUUUGAAGUGUCUUGUUUUCAAUUUUACACUUUUCAGCUUUUUCAAUUUUUACAACAUAGGAAUAUCUUUAACUCGGAAUGUCUCUACAUCAGUUUUUACUAGAGCCAAUCACCUGCCAUGCAUGGAACAGAGACCGUACUCAGAUUGCCAUUAGUCCUAAUAAUCAUGAAGUCCACAUCUACAAGAAGAGCGGGAACCAGUGGGUAAAGGCUCAUGAGCUAAAGGAACACAAUGGACACAUUACAGGUAUUGACUGGGCUCCCAAAAGCGAUCGCAUUGUAACUUGCGGUGCAGACCGUAAUGCCUAUGUCUGGAGUCAGAAGGACGGCGUGUGGAAACCAACCCUUGUGAUCCUGAGAAUUAAUCGCGCAGCCACCUUUGUGAAAUGGUCUCCCUUGGAGAAUAAAUUUGCUGUGGGCAGUGGAGCUCGACUUAUAUCUGUGUGCUACUUUGAAUCUGAAAAUGACUGGUGGGUGAGCAAGCACAUUAAAAAGCCCAUUCGUUCCACUGUCCUUAGCCUGGACUGGCACCCCAACAAUGUUUUGCUGGCUGCUGGAUCCUGUGACUUCAAGUGCAGGGUGUUUUCUGCUUACAUUAAGGAAGUGGAUGAAAAACCAGCCAGUACACCAUGGGGCUCCAAAAUGCCUUUUGGGCAGCUGAUGUCAGAAUUUGGGGGUGCUGGAAGUGGUGGAUGGGUGCAUAGUGUCAGUUUUUCUGCCAGCGGUAACCGCCUAGCCUGGGUCAGUCAUGAUAGUACUGUGUCAGUUGCCGAUGCCUCAAAAAAUAUGAUGGUUUCGCAGCUGAAAACAGAGUUCCUCCCACUCCUGAGUGUGUCGUUUGUUUCUGAGAACAGUGUGGUGGCAGCUGGCCACGACUGCUGCCCGAUGCUCUUUAACUGUGACGACCGUGGCUUGUUGACCUUUGUUUCCAAACUAGACAUUCCAAAACAGAGCAUCCAGCGCAAUAUUUCUGCUAUGGAACGCUUCCGAAACAUGGAUAAAAGAGCCACUACAGAAGAUCGUAACACUACCCUGGAGACACUGCACCAAAACAGUAUAACCCAAGUGUCUAUUUAUGAGAUAGACAAACGAGAUUGUCGUAAAUUCUGCACCACCGGCAUUGACGGAGCAAUGACCAUCUGGGAUUUCAAGACCCUAGAGUCCUCUAUUCAAGGUCUACGAAUCAUGUAAAGAUGGAUUUCCGUGAUCUAGCAGGACAAACUGCUUGACAGAACGCAGCUCCCGCAUCUGCACAAACCUGAAAAGGGAGGAGGAAGGUGGAAUAUUUGGAAACACUGACAAAAUACAGCUUGGCAGAUUUUCUUUUGAAUCUAAAUUUGGUGAAUUGUGUUGGUUUCAAAAUCAGCUGUGAUUGUUCUUUUUUUUUUUUUUUUUUUUUUGGUUGGUUGUUUCAUUCCAUUCUUUACCAAAGCUGCUCCUUAAGUAGUUUAUUGCAGGAAGUUAUGAAUCACUAACUUAAAAGGGGAAUUUUAUGUAAAUUGUCU